GGUUCGAGCGCGACGCUUCCGGUCCGAGCGGUGACACGCAGACAGACAGACAGACAGACAGACAGAGCGCGCGCGGUAGUGAUGGCCCCCGGGUGCCGGUGGUUGUUGGUGGUGCUGGUGGUGUGUGUGCAGGUGUGCGGAGUCUCCGCGUUCAGCACGGCCUACAUUAACGUGUCGUUUAUCCCCCCGGACGGUAACCGGACACUGUGGCGGCGCGAGGAGAUGGGGCUGUACGGGAUCGAGUCUCCGACACACACCGUCAGCGGCGCCGUCUACCUGUCCGAGCCCGUCCACGCAUGCGCGAACGAUACGCAGUUCGAGCGGCCCGCGAGCUCCGCGCCCUGGAUAGCGCUCGUGCAGCGCGGCGGCGGGUGCACGUUCACGCACAAGAUCAACGCGGCGGCGCGCGCCGGAGCCUCAGCGGCGGUCAUCUACAACGACGGGACCGACAACCGGGUGAUCCAGAUGUCACAUCCGGGCACCACGAUCGUGUCGGUGAUGAUUGGGAACCUGCAUGGUGAGGAGCUGGUCCAGCUGCUGCAGAACGCCGCGUCAGUGUGGAUGACGAUAGAGGUGGGGCUUCAGCGCGGCAUGUGGAUGAGUCACUACUCCAUCUUAUUCAUCUCCAUCUCAUUCUUCAUCAUCACCACGGCAACCAUCUGCUACUUUAUCUUCUACUUUGCGCAGAGACUCAACAGCAUACGGCGCCGGAGCCAUAAACAGAAGCAGAUGAAGGCAAAAGCAAAGAAAGCGAUUGGUCAGCUGAAGAUUCGUACACUUAAACAAGGAGAUAAGGAGACCGGGCCAGAUGCUGACUCAUGCGCUGUGUGUAUCGAGGCUUAUAAACCAGGAGACGUUCUCACUGUCCUUACAUGCAAUCAUUUCUUCCAUAAGGCUUGUGUUGAGCCAUGGCUGAUGGAGCACAGGACCUGCCCCAUGUGCAAAUGUGACAUCCUCAAAACUCUUGGAGUAGAGACGGAUGUUGAGGAGCAGCACAUGCCGACGGUCACUUCUGAUGUGCGUUUCUUCCCCACACACACACACACACUUUCCGGGGCAAUCUCCAACUCACACCCCGACUCUGAGUCACACACACACAGCGACGCUGCCUCUUCUGGAUACGAAUCCCUGCAUGCAGCAGAGCAGGUUGGCCUUGCUGAAAACAUACACGAUGGUUCGGAGGCGGUGUGUGUGGAAGUGCCGCACUACGAUAACCCCGCCUUCGAGAAUGAAGCUCGCUCCUAGGAGAAAAGCAAAACACACAGUGACUGUAAACACACACACAUGCACAGACACGUUCACACGCACACACACACACACUUAUUCGGAUCCUUAUACAUGUACACUUCACAGUCACAGGUAUGACUUAAA
This is a messenger RNA of Clarias gariepinus (North African catfish), 1371 nucleotides long. RefSeq names its product ring finger protein 128a (gene rnf128a). The coding region runs from base 82 to 1245 and encodes 387 amino acids. The transcript is spliced from 7 exons. The record is from RefSeq and is a predicted model, not a curated record. NCBI's taxonomy places the organism in Eukaryota, Metazoa, Chordata, Actinopteri, Siluriformes, Clariidae.